AUGACAAAGAGCAAGUUAAAUCUGCCCACCGAAUCUGCUUGGAGUGUGGAAUCAAAACGGGGCGAUACUUGUUGGGGCAAAUGGUCGUUCUUAAUGGGUACACUCGCUUUGUAUGUGGCCUCUGCAGGCAAACAUACGAAUCGGGACCUUGUUGCACUUCCUGCGGAAACUGUCAGUGCUGCGUUGAAGCACGAAGGAAUGCUCUAUAUCCUCAGUCCGGAAACUUCACAACCCAAGGCCCAACGGAUUGCUGUUGUCCCUUUUGCGAAAUCCCCUAUCGAAUAA
Molecule: messenger RNA, 285 nt
Organism: Penicillium nucicola
Lineage: Eukaryota; Fungi; Ascomycota; Eurotiomycetes; Eurotiales; Aspergillaceae
Exons: 1
Coding region: 1-285 (94 amino acids)
Source: RefSeq, a predicted model, not a curated record